AUGAAAUGCUGUGCCGGUGGGUUCUCUCCCUCUACCAGCAUGUCUAAAGUGCACACCCGUCGACCUCAGGCCAGCGGACGUGUUUUUUGGAACCUAAUGCCCUUUGGCUAGUUGUCUCGAUAGUGCCGCAACUGUCUUUCGGACGUUUUUUGAAGUUCUGGGCGGGGUUGAGAUGCAAGGCCGAAGUUGUUUGUGGAAACCCGGAACCCUGCAGGGUUUGGCCAUAUGGUCAUCCCACCUUGGCCUGAGGGGAUUUAAAGUCAGUGAUCCCGGGCCCGAAACAUUUCUGCUUUUCGAAAUCGCUUUAGUCACUGUCGAGCUGUGUAUUUUUUUUAUUUAGAGCAUUUCAGAUACUUCUUACAACAUGUCCGUUCCAUUGACUCACGACUGGUCGGCGGAGAACUGGGACUGGCCUCUCCAGCACAAUGAUGGCAUCGUCAAGGUUCACAACACCAAUGACAAGUGGGAAGUUGGACUCGAUGCCUCCUUCUUUACACCUAAGGAGAUUGAGGUAAGCGUAGAUAUUGGAAUUUGAAUUAUAGGGCUGUCUCACCUGUCUAAUCUUUUUGUUACAGGUCAAAGUCAUCAAUGACACCCUCAGCAUCCACUGUGUUCACGAAGAACGUCAAGAUGCUCACGGUGCCGUGAAACGUGAGAUCAACCGUUCCUACCACUUGCCCGCUGACGUCGACCCAUCCACCUUGAAGUCCCAUUUGACGACUCGUGGUGUUCUCCAGAUCACCGCCGAUAAAAAAAAGUAAAAAAACUCGAUUAAUCAAAGCCAUCUUCUGUACCUUCUUUUUUCAAUGUAAUUAUUGCGUAGUAAUCAUAUCGAAUAAUUAAAAAGCAGAGUGCCUAAGGUUAUUUUUGUCUGUUCUUUGAGAGAAACAGCUGGGUAAUCCAUCGAAACAUAACAAUUGGCGAUUUAUUAAUAGCGAAAGUUUUCGUCAUCCUUAUUCAAUCGACGGGAGUUUCAGGUGA
Molecule: messenger RNA, 981 nt
Organism: Bursaphelenchus xylophilus (pine wood nematode)
Lineage: Eukaryota; Metazoa; Nematoda; Chromadorea; Rhabditida; Aphelenchoididae
Source: the annotation of a GenBank genome assembly